Molecule: messenger RNA, 2196 nt
Organism: Petromyzon marinus (sea lamprey)
Lineage: Eukaryota; Metazoa; Chordata; Hyperoartia; Petromyzontiformes; Petromyzontidae
Source: RefSeq, a predicted model, not a curated record
UCUUGACCGUUGACGUCACGAUCACAACCGCGCAGGCGAAACGUCAUCCUGACCGUGACGCCACGCAGCGGUCACAACCGCUGGAGAGUCGAUGACGUCACUGAGAACGUUCUCCUGUCUCCCGUAUGCGUGUGACGUCACGCCCCACGGUCGCUCGAAACUGUACCGGUGACGUCCCGCGCCGAUGACGACGUGACGUCACCGGCUUGAGCGCCACAGCGGGAUCUGAGCGGCAGUCCGGCACGGCCUCUCAUGAAGCGUUCCGGAGGCCCUCCCCCCCCUGCCCCUGCCCCUCCCCCUGCCCCUGCGGAGGCCCACGAGGCCCCGGGCCCGGCCACGCGUCCCUUGGCCCGCUGGAGGCGAGCGGCCCCCGGCGUCGCCUUGCCCAGCGGCGGGGGCGUGGGGCACGGCGGCAGCGGCGGCAGCGGCUGGGAGAUUCUGACGCUGGGGGAGAGGCAGCGGGGAGACGGAGGAGGGGGAGGCGGCGGCGGUGGCGUCACCACGGAGACGGAGAGAGAGGAGGGACCCGUCGCCACGGAGACGGAGGAGGACGAGGAGGAGGUUAGCGGAGGCGUGGCGGUGACCCACGGGGGCACGCCGGGCGUCGGGAAGGGAGUAGCCACGGAGACCGGAGACGUCGCCGUGGAGACGGGGGUCGCCGUGGCGACGGGGGUCGCCGUGGAGACGGGGGUCGCCGUGGCGACGGGGGUCACGAGGCCUAGCAGGAGGUGGGUCAGAGGCCGUGGACCACAGGAGCAGCGUGAGGUUGCGGCUUGCUCCAGCGACUCCGUUGCUGACGAGCUCCGUCACUCUCCCAAGGCCAAGCCUCUUGUGGGUGGCCCCGCGCUCUACAACUCCACGGAGACCCCCCCAGGGGACCCCCCCCCAGGGGACCCCCCCCCAGGGGACCCCCCCCCAGGGGACCCCCCCCCAGGGGACCCCCCGCCAGGGCCGUCUACGCUGCCCGAGCGUCUGCUGUGCGGGAGCUGCGGGGGUCUGCUGAGGCAGCCCAAGCUGCUGCCGUGCCUCCACGCCUUCUGUCAGCGCUGCCUCCACGUGACGCGGGAGGGGGAGGGGCAGGGGGAGGGGCAAACGGACGGUGGGCGGGGCGAGGGCGUUGACCCCACGUCGGUCAGCUCGGCGGCGGUGACGGGGGUCGUGCGGUGCUGCGUGUGCGGGGAGCGGAGCCGCGUCCCUCCUGGUGGGACAUCCGAGCUGCCCACCGACCACCUCCGUGCUACCGAGCUGCUGCGCCACCGGGUGGCCACAGCAGCAGCAGCAGGCACAGCAACAGCAGCAGCAGCAGGUCCGACCUGUGACCUGUGCUGCUGUCCAGGCACCACGCAGCAGCAGGAGGCGGUGGUGGGCGUCGAUAAGGCUCACAGCUACUGUGAGGAGUGUGCGGUGUUUCUCUGCGAGUUCUGCACCGAGGCUCACAGGCGUCAGAGGCCAACAGCCGGACACAGACUGACCCCUCUACAGUCACACGGCGCCGGGUCCUCUUCCCCGUCCCUGUCCCGGCUGGUCCGCGUCGUGCGCCGCCCGGUGCUCUGCCGCCAGCACGCCGGGCAGGAGCUGCGCUACCGCUGUGCCGGCUGCGCCGUGCCGGCGUGCCGGGAGUGCUGCGUUGCCGGAGGGCCUCACGGCACACACGGCUGGGAGCCGGCCGAGGACGCCGCUGGGCGUGCAGCGGGGGAGGCGAGCGGAGCGCUGGAGGGAGCACACGCACGGGCGAGGGCUAUGGAGGCGUCCGUGCGUAAGCUGCAGGAGCUCUCCGAGUUGACGGAGGAGCGCGCCGAGCGAACACGUGGGGACAUUGAGAGCUUCCGCCGGGCAUACGAGCUCACAGUGCACACGCACUACCACUCCCUGCUGCAAUCACUUGACGAGAAGCUACGGCUGUGCCGGGCUUCUCUGCAGUGGCGAUCUUCUUCUCUCCGCUCCGGCCUGGCGGAGCUCCGCUCGGCCACGGCCUUCACCGAGCACCUCCUGCGGCACGGUCACCCCGUCGACAUCAUGCUCACAGCGCCGCUCGCCACGCAGAGGCUCGCCACGCUGGCCCGCCAGCUCGACGCCGCUGAAGUUCCACCCCACCCCGGUGCAGUGACUCCUCCCUCCUCCUCCUCCACCUCCUCCUCAUCCUCCUCCUCCACCUCCUCGUCCUCCCGCUCCUCUUCGGCGGCGGCGGCGGCGGCG